UGACAUUCCCCUCAAUUUCAGGCGCCGAGUCCGUCGCACGUAAAGCGACUCUUCCAGACUGCACGCUGAUGAAGAGAUUUGAAAAUGAAAGGUCUAUCGUUUUUUACACUCAUAGCGUUGCUAUGGCAAUGCAGCCGAGCGCAGCAAAGGGGUCUGUUCCCAGCGGUGCUGAACCUGGCCUCUAUGGCAGAUAUCAGCACCAACGCUACCUGUGGAGAGACAGGACCAGAGAUGUACUGCAAACUGGUGGAGCACGUCCCCGGACAGCAAGUCAGGAAUACCCAGUGCCGUAUCUGUAACGACAACAGCGAGAGGCAAUUUGAGCGUCACCCGAUUGAAUAUGCCAUCGAUGGAACUAACAGAUGGUGGCAGAGCCCCAGCAUUAAGAACGGCAUGGACUACCAUUACGUCACAGUCACUCUGGACUUACAGCAGGUGUUCCAGAUAGCCUAUAUGAUUCUGAAGGCUGCCAACUCCCCCAGGCCAGGUAACUGGGUGCUGGAGCGUUCCCUGGAUGGGGUGACCUUUACCCCCUGGCAGUACUAUGCCAUCACAGACACAGAGUGCCUCACUCGCUUCAACAUCCUUCCCCGCACCGGACCGCCAUCCUACACACGCGACGACGAGGUCAUCUGCACCUCUUUCUACUCCAAAAUCCAACCCCUGGAGAAUGGAGAGAUCCACACCUCUCUGAUCAAUGGAAGGCCGAGCGCUGAUGACCCCUCCCCGACUUUACUGAACUUCACCUCCGCACGCUACAUCCGCCUGCAGUUCCAGCGAAUCAGAACCCUCAACGCUGACCUCAUGACCCUGGCCUUCAACGACCCCCGCGAUGUUGACCCCAUCGUGACCCGGCGGUAUUACUACUCUAUCAAAGACAUCUCAGUUGGAGGGAUGUGUAUCUGCUAUGGCCAUGCUAAAGCCUGUCCUCUGAACAACCAGACCAAGAAAUUCAGCUGUGAGUGUGAACACAACACGUGCGGGGAGAGCUGUGACCGCUGUUGCCCCGGAUACAACCAGAAACCCUGGAUGGCUGGGACCUUCCUCACUCGCCACGUCUGUGAGAAGUGUAACUGCCAUGGGAAAUCUGAGGAGUGUUACUUCAACCAGACAGUGGCAGGCAACAAACAGAGCCUGAACUCCCAGGGGGAGUACGUGGGGGGAGGGGUGUGUGUAGGGUGCACCAGGAACACAGCCGGAGUCAACUGCCAGACCUGUGCUGAUAGCUACUACAGAGCCACUGGGUUGAGUCCAGAGGAAUCCGACCCGUGUCAGCCCUGCUCCUGUGACCCAGAAGGUUCUCUGUCCCCAGCAUGCGUUCCAGACCAGUCCCAGGCUGAAGGAGACCUCACGGCUGGAUCCUGCCACUGUAAGCAGGGUUACGGGGGACAGCAGUGUGACAGGUGUACCUUUGGCUACAGCGGCUACCCCAAAUGUAUCCGCUGUAACUGCAGUCUAGACGGAAGCCGAAACAAGGAUCCGUGCCUGCUGCCCUGUGUCUGCAAGGAAAACGUAGAGGGGGAGAACUGCGACCGCUGCAAACUGGGUUUCUAUCAUCUCCUGGGCGAGCGUCUCCACGGCUGUGAGAAGUGCUACUGUUCCGGCGUGGCGAGUGACUGCUCCGAUUCCCACUGGACAUACCAUAAUGAGACAUCCAUGGCCGGCUGGUCCCUCACAGCAGAGGAUGGGGAGGGGAAGGUGUGGCCCGCCGCCAGCAGAGACAGAGACAGGUCCCAGACACUCAGGAUCGAUAACCAGGAAGCCAGGAGACACCUUCCUGCUAUCUACUACUGGAGCGCACCUGGAGAGUACCUGGGAAACAAGCUCCCAGCCUAUGGAGGAAGUCUUGUCUAUACAGUCUCAUAUGAUGCAGGGGAGAAAGACCAGGACAUCAGGGUUAACUCUUCUCCUAAUGUCAUAAUAGAGGGCGGCGGGAUAAAAAUGAUUGACAGUCGGUUCGGUCUGCCGGUGUACCCUUUCUCGGAAAGCACAAAGAGAACUCUGCUCUACCCUGACCACUUUGAGAAUCAGGAGACAGGCCUGCCUGUCAGCAAGAGAGAUUUCAUGAUGGCUCUAACUAAUGUGAGCAGCCUCCUCAUCAGAGCCUCACACAGCAAUGAGCGGGUCGCCAUCUACAGGCUACAUUCUGUCAGUCUGGAGGUGGCCAGUGAGUUCCCCAGCAGUGAGAAGAUGGCCAAUGCUGUGGAGAUGUGUCAAUGUCCCCCUGGAUACGGUGGAACGUCUUGUGAGAUGUGUUCAUCGGGUCAUCGAAGGGUCAACAGCACCCUGUUCAAAGGAGUGUGUGAACCAUGCGACUGCCAAGGCCAUGCCACAAACUGUGAUGACAUCACUGGACAAUGCUUGGGCUGCACUGACCACACCACUGGAUUCCACUGUGAUGAAUGUAUCCCUGGUUUCUAUGGGGACGCUACCAAGGGAACAGCCAAUGACUGCCUGCCCUGCGCCUGCCCCCUCAAUAUCCCGUCCAACAAUUUCAGCCCCACGUGCCAUGUGGACCCGCGAGGGGAGCUGAUAUGUGACCGAUGCCAGCCGGGGCACACCGGACCACGCUGUGACAGGUGCUCGAAUGGCUACUUUGGUCAGCCGACGGUUAAGGGAGGCUCGUGCCAGCUCUGCCAGUGUAACGGUAACCUGGACCUGGCCUCACCGCGGAGCUGCGACCCCAUCACCGGCUCCUGUCUGAGGUGUCGGGAUGGCUACGGGGGAACCACCUGCGACACCUGCGCCGAGGGGUUCUACGGGGACGCCAUCAAGGCCAAAAACUGCCAACAUUGCCAGUGUCACAACAAUGGCUCUGUGUCGGAGGUCUGCCACCAGGAGAAUGGGCAAUGCCCAUGCAAGCAGCAUGUGGUGGGACGGCAGUGUGACGAGUGCAUGCCCAAUUGUUGGUGGGAUGCAGAGGAGCAGGUGUGUAAGCCGUGCUCCUGCAGCCGUACAGGGGCCAUGUCCCAGCGCUGCGACCUUGAGGGACGUUGUAUCUGUAAGCCCGGCUUCGUGGGCCAUCGCUGCGACCUGGGUCGCCAGGGUUACGAGCGUCGGGAGACGCGCAGGCCAAUAGAGAGGGUCCGGCUGCAGCAGGUCCAGCGCUGGGGCUCGUCCCGCUCUGGGGGCUGUCCCAGGGCAGCCUACCGCACCUCAGCGCCCCAGACUUACGGCAUUCAGUCCGCUGGAGUCUGUGCCCCCUGCAACUGUAACUCCUUUGGGUCCAAGUCCUUUGACUGUGACGAGUCGGGCCAGUGCCGGUGCCAGCCUGGUGUCACUGGGCCCAAGUGUGACCGAUGCGCUCCGGGACACUUCAACUUCCAGGAGGGUGGCUGCGCACCGUGCCAGUGCACCCAUGUGGGGAAUAAUUGCGACGCCAACACAGGACAGUGCGUCUGCCCUCCCAACACCGUGGGGGAGAGAUGUGACAAAUGUGCCCCCAAUCACUGGGGUCAUGAUAUCAUGGCGGGCUGCAAGGCCUGUGGCUGUAACCAGGUGGGCUCAGUGACGCAGCAGUGUAACCCCAACACCGGCUGCUGCAUGUGCCGGGACCAGUUCCAGGGAGAGAAGUGCAGCGAGUGUAAACUGGGCUACCGGGACUUCCCACAAUGCAUUUCCUGCAAAUGCAACGUGGCAGGUUCAGACAGCCAGACUUGUGAUGCAGACCAGGAGGUGUGCGCCUGUGCAGACAGGACUGGACAAUGCAGCUGCAAGGUGAAUAUACAGGGUCUGAAGUGUGACCAGUGUAAGUCGAGGACUUUCGGCCUGAGCACAAGCAACCCACUAGGCUGCAGUCAGUGUUACUGCUUUGGUAUGUCCAGCACCUGUACUGAGGCACAGGGCCUCAUCCGCAUGUGGCUGUCCCUGAAACCAGAGCAGACCAAGCUGCCCCUAGUGGACAAAGCCAACCUGCAAGAGACCACAAGCGGAGUGACCUUCCAGCACCCAGAGAUCAUCGCUAAUGCUGAUCUGGUCACCCAGAAGCUGACCGAACUCUACUACUGGAGACUGCCUGAACAAUUCCAUGGUUCCAUGAUCACAGCCUACGGCGGCAAGCUGAAGUACGCCAUCUACUUUGAGGGGCGUGACGAGACAGGCCGCACCUCCUACGAACCCCAGGUCAUCAUAAAGGGAGGACCCAACAGAGACAAGGUGAUGGUCCGCCACAUGCAGGGACUGCAGAUUGGACAACUCACCCGGCACGAGAUCGACAUGACAGAGCACGAGUGGAAGUACGAAGACAAGAAGGCCAUGACACGCGAGGACUUCAUGGACGUGCUGUUUUAUGUUGACUACGUCCUCAUCAAGGCUUCCCAUGGGAACAUGAUGAGACACAGCAGGAUCUCUGAGAUUUCUAUGGAGGUGGCAGAGGAGGGAAGGCCGUCCGUGGAGAGUGAGCGGGCUCACCAGAUAGAGAAAUGUGACUGCCCCCUGGGCUACUCCGGCCUGUCCUGUGAGGAAUGUGGGGCCGGGUUUUACCGCCUGUCUGCCCGCAGCGGUGGCGCAGCCUCCAGAGCAGGCAUCGGGAGCUGUGCGCAGUGCCAGUGCAACAGGCACAGUGAGGCCUGUGACCCAGAGACAUCCAUCUGCCAGAACUGCCAGCACGACACAGAGGGGGACAGGUGUGAACGCUGUGCCCCAGGAUACUAUGGUGUAGUGAGGGGCAGACCUGACGACUGCAAGCCCUGUGCCUGCCCCCUCACCAACCAUGAGAACAAUUUCAGCCCUACCUGUGUAACAGAGGGAUUCAACGACUACCACUGUACUGCCUGCCCUGAGGGCUAUGAGGGAAAGUACUGUGAGAGAUGUGCCACGGGUUACCAUGGCGACCCCCGUGCCCCCGGCGGGAAGUGUGAGGAGUGUAAGUGUGACCCGUACGGGGCGUGGCCCCAACCGUGUGACCCCCGCUCAGGCCAGUGCCACUGCCGGCCCGGGGCCACUGGACGCACCUGCAGCCAGUGCAUGGAGAGGCAUGUGUGUGGGCCCUCUGGGAUUGUGUCCUGUGAUGAUGACUGUGCCGGGCUCCUCAUCAGAGAUAUGGAUAGACUGCAUCGUAUCAUCACCAGUGUCAACCUCACCACACCUCUGCCACCGCCCUACAAAGUCCUCUACCGGUUUGAGAACAUGACGCAGGAACUCAAGCACAUGCUCUCGCCACAGAAUUCGCCGGAGAGGCGCCUGCAGCUGGCCGACAGUAACCUGGGCAGCCUGGUGACAGAGAUGGACGAUCUGCUGAGUCGGGCGACCAAAGUGUCGGCAGACGGCGAGCAAACAGGUGACGAUGCUAAUAGAAUCCACAAACGAGCCGAAGACCUGGAACUUUUCGUCAAGAACACCCUACUGGCUGCAGAAGUUCUGAAGGUCAAGGCUAAAGAGCUGAAUGAGACUCUGGGCAGGAGGAACGGAGCUCCAGAGAAGAGCCUAAACGAGAUGCACCAGGAGAUCGAGACCAUGUUAGCCGAGCUCCGCAAACGCCAGCUGGGAGGCAAGAAGCACAUCUCAGAGGAGGAGCUGGGACUGGCGGAGGCCCUGUACCAGAAGGUGAAGCGUCUCUUCGGGGACCCCCACCAGGCCACGGAGGACCUGAAGGCAGAGGUGACAGAGAAGAUGGGUGACCACCGGGCCAAGCUGGAUGACGCCCAGGCCCUGAUGAAGGACGCCCAGGGAAAGAGCAGGGAGGCUGGGGCCUUGUCCGGACAGAACCAGCGGAACCUCACCACCCUGGAAAGGAAGAGGGAUGCUGUGAGCUCAGUGAAGAAAGGAACUGAAGACGUGCUGGCAGACGGAGAGCGCAUUCUGGCUGAAGCUAAUGGUCUCUCAGACAGCAUCAAUAAGGAGAUUGAGGAUCUGGAGGAGAUGGAGCAUGAGCUGGGUCCUCUCCAUGAGCAGCUGGACUACAGGGUGAGCCGUCUGACCCAGGGCCUGAGUGGCAACACCCUGACUGACCUGCUGCAGGACGCUGAGAACCACGCUGCUGAGCUCAACGAGUCCUCAAACAUACUGGACCGCAUCCUGGCGGAAGCCAAGAACCUGUCCUUUAAUGCCACGGCAGCAUUCAACGCGUACAGCAACAUCAAGGACUUCAUCGAGGAGGCUGACAAGGAGGCAAAGCAGGCCAGGGCACGUGGGACAGAGGCCCUUCAGCUGGCAUCAGGACCCAAAGGCUCUUUGAAGGAUAACGCCAAGAACUCUGUUCGGAAGAGCGCUCAACUGUGGAACGAAGCCAAGCAGUUAGAGAACGAUGUGAAAGAGAACGCUGAGAGUGUGGGCAGUCUCCAGGCCAGGGUGAAAGCUGGCGGCUUUAAGAACAAGGGCUUGCUCAAGGAUCUGGACGAUACGCUACGGAAGCUGAAUGCAAUCCCCAAUGAUACCGCAGCCAAGCUCCAGGCCACCAAGGCCAAGGCAGGAGAUGCCAACGACACAGCCAACGAUGUUCUGGCCAGACUGAGAGACAUGAACCUGAGCCUGAUGGGCCUGAAGAAGAACUACAGCAAGCUGGAGGAUGACGUCAACAAGGCCAACAACAUGAUCCAGGACCCUGAAAAAAACACAAUAAUCCAUGCAGCGGGGGCCAAGGUGAAAGACCUGGAGGACGAGGCAGACCGACUGCUGGAUAAGCUGAAGCCCAUCAAGGAGUUGCAGGACAACUUGAAGAGGAACAUCUCUCAGAUUAAAGAGUUGAUCAACCAGGCGCGCAAGCAGGCCAACUCUAUUAAAGUGUCCGUGUCCUCCGGGGGAGACUGUAUCCGUGCUUAUCGGCCAGAAAUCAAGAAAGGUCGUUACAACACCAUCACUGUGAAUGUGAAAACCACCUCCCCUGACAACCUACUCUUCUACCUGGGCAGUGCCAAAUACAUUGACUUCCUGGCCAUUGAGAUGCGCAAGGGCAAGGUCAACUUCCUGUGGGACGUGGGCUCUGGAGUGGGCAAGGUUGAGUACCCUGACAUGACUAUCAACGACGGCAACUGGCAUCGCAUCGAGGCCUCACGGAAUGGUAUCAAUGGCACUAUCUCUGUCCAUGCACUGGAGGGUCCCAAAGCUGGCAUCAUGCCCACCUCUAAGAGUGGCACUUCUCCUGAGGGCUAUACUAUCCUGGAUGUGGACCAGAAUGCCUACCUGUUUGUCGGUGGCAUGUUGGGCAGUGUGAAGAAAGCGGACGCGGUCAAAACUACUACUUUCUCCGGGUGUAUGGGAGAGACAUACCUGGACAACAAACCUAUUGGCCUGUGGAACUACAGAGACAGAGAAGGAGACUGCAAAGGAUGUGUGGUUAGCCCCCAGCCGUCAGACACAGAGGGGACGGUACAGUUUGAUGGGGAGGGCUAUGCUGCUGUGAGCCGGCCCACCAGAUGGAACCCCAACGUCUCCACCGUCAUGUUCAAGUUCCGCUCCUUCUCCACCGACUCCCUGCUCAUGUACUUCGCCACCAAGGAUACGAAGGACUUCAUGAGUGCUGAGUUGAGUGAUGGUCUAGUGAAGGUGAGUUUUGACCUGGGCUCAGGCACCGGCUCGGUGCUCAGUAUCAAGAGACACAACGACGGCAGGUGGAAGUCCUUCACUAUGGCCCGCAUGAAGAAGCAAGCCACGGUGACCAUCGUGGACAUAGACACCAAUGAAGAGGAGAAGCUGGUGGUAUCAUCCCAAGGCUCUGCCACCGGGCUCAACCUCAAGGAGGAGGAGAGGAUUUACUUCGGGGGUUUGCCAACCAUUGGAAACUACAGUAUCAAGUCAAGGUCAGAGGUUACCAAGAAGAGGUAUGCUGGCUGUAUGAGAGACAUUGAGGUUUCCAGAACACCCUAUAACCUGCUGAGCAGCUCCGACUACACCGGCCUGACCAAAGGCUGCGCUGUGGAGAACCUCCACACAGUGAGCUUCUCCAAACCAGGUCACAUGGAGCUGAGGUCCAUGUCCUUCGACGUCGGCACAGAGAUCAGCCUGUCCUUCGCAACCAAGAGCGAUAAGGGGAUCAUCCUGUUUGGCAGUGGGAGCACCAAUGGAGCCAGUUCCCAGUUCCAACUCCCCAAGAGGAGACGCAGGCAGUCUGGGGAACCCUUCCUGGCCGUGUUGCUGAACAAGGGUUCCCUGGAGGUGUUGGUGUUCACAGGCAGCCACAGCCCACGCAGGGUGGUCCGCAAGCCUGACCAGGGCAUCCUGCACGACGGGAGAGAACACACACUGCGCAUCGAGAGACUGGGCGGCAGGUCGUUUGCCGUCCAGGUGGACGAGGAGCUGAAGAGGGAGCAGGCCCUUCCCAACGACCAACCCAUGGGCAUCAAGAGACUGUUCAUCGGGGGUAUCCCCCCUGAUGUAGAGCUCAGCUCCCAGAGACCCAACGACCCCUUCGAAGGCUGCAUCUGGAACCUCAUGAUCAAUACUAUCCUCACAGACUUCUCCCAGCCCGUGGCUUUUAAGAACGCAGAAAUCGGCCAGUGUCCCGACCUGGCUCCUCCCCCUCCCCCGCUGCCCCUCCCAGAAGAAGAGGAGGAGGGGACCAAGGGAGAAGACGUGUCCCAGCCGCUCCAACCUGAGGCUCCUGCUGUACCACCACCCACCCCGACACCCAGACAGAGCCCUCCACCUCCCACUGACCCGCCCCCUGUCGUACCUCCAGAGCUCAGCCCCGCCACAGAGGAACCUGACCACGGUGCUGUCACAGCCCCACCGCUUUCCUGUGCUGCCGAGGCAUCUCCAGUGGUCUUAGAGAAAGCCAAACAGUUUGGGCUCUCCAAAAACAGCCAUGUUGCAUUUGAAUUCGAUGACACCAAGGUUAAGAACAGACUGAUCAUAGAGUUUGAGCUGCGGACCACAGCAGAGUCCGGCCUGGUGUUCUACAUGGCGAGGAUCAACCACGCCGACUUCGCCACCGUCCAGGUGAAGGAGGGCAUGGCCCACCUCGGCUACGACCUGGGCCACGGCAACACCUCGGUCAGCGUCCCACGCAUCAUCAACGACGGACACUGGCACAAGAUCCGGGUGAUGAGAGAGAAACAGAGAGGUAUACUGGUGAUAGACAGCCGCUACUCCAAGCAGACCACCAGCCCCAAGAAGGCUGACAUCCUGGAUGUGGUUGGCAUGCUGUACAUAGGUGGCCUGCCCGUCAACUACACCACCAAGAGGAUCGGACCAGUCUUGUACAGUAUCAAUGGCUGCAUCAGGAAUUUCAAGAUGCUGGGUAAUGUGUUGGACAUGGACGCGCCCACCUCCAGCCACCACGUGGGCAGCUGUUUCAUCAGCACUGAGAAGGGAACCUACUUUGAUGGCUCUGGAUAUGUCAAAGCAGUGGGUUCCUACAGGGUGGGUCUAGACGUGUCUCUGGAGCUGGAGUUCCGUACGUCCCAGAGCAACGGGGUUCUGCUGGCGGUCAGCAGCCAGGUGGACACCAAGAUGGAGGGCCUGGGCAUCGAACUGCACAAUGGAAAGCUGCUGUUCCACGUGGACAACGGAGCUGGCCGGAUCACAGCGGAGUACCAGCCUGAAGUAGAGGCAGGCCUCUGUGACGGUCAGUGGCACUCGGUCACAGCCCACAAGCUUCGCCACAGGCUGGAGAUCAUAGUGGACGGCAGGAAGGAGGAAGCAGAGAGCCCCAACGCCAGGUCCAACACCGCUGACACCAACGACCCCAUCUACGUCGGUGGAUACCCAGAGGGGCUCAAGCAGUUUGGCCUGACUUCCAGCACUUCAUUCAAAGGCUGCAUGCGCAACCUGAAGAUAACCAAGGCAUCCAAGGUGUUGGAGGUUCAAUUCAACAAGGGCCUGGAGUUCAAGGGGGUUCAACCCCUCACUUGCCCAGCCAAUGCAGCCUAAACACGGACUACCAAAGCCUGUCACUGCCUGAAGCACAGCAGCAGCACCAAAACACAUGGGAAACACAAUUUACCGGACUGUAACCUCUCCCUCAUGCUAAAUCAGAUGGCCUACCAGCUUUAUACCCAGAGUUUGGAUAGCUUUUUUAGAGUGUGAAGUAUCUCAACCCCCUCCAAAGUGAGUGGAACCUGUAGGAUGACAUAGUAUACAACCGUGAUUCAUUUAGAGAACUAUGGAUCACCUUCUGUUCUCCUGUAUGGCUUAAGCCCCCUGUCUGUCUAAACUACAUGGUGAUUUAGCAUACCGUAUGCAUGGUGUGGUGGGAAUUUGUACUGUUUAACAACAGGCAGCAUUUUCAAAUAUAUGCUUUGAAGGAUUUCAAAUCAUUUUCCUGUCUUUUAUUACAAUGUCAAACCAUGACUUUUAACUUACACUCGGGAUCUUGAGGAUUGCCACAUGUUGUCAUCUGAUUCAUUUCCCAUAGAUUCAUUUAGCAACAUUUCAGCCUUAGUCUGCCGCUCUGCCUAACCAUCUAGAAACAGAGGAACACUUACUAUCAAUCUGGUACACACACACAUUUUAUUAUAAAUUAUUUUACAGUAGGCUAUGUCUAUUAUCUUUGCAGAAAACAGUGAACUGGACUCAAAUGGGAAGAAUUGUGAAAAUAAAAUGCUAAGCAACAGA
Molecule: messenger RNA, 10491 nt
Organism: Oncorhynchus tshawytscha (Chinook salmon)
Lineage: Eukaryota; Metazoa; Chordata; Actinopteri; Salmoniformes; Salmonidae
Gene: lama2
Product: laminin, alpha 2
Exons: 67
Coding region: 85-9807 (3240 amino acids)
Biological process (GO): axon guidance; regulation of cell migration; cell adhesion
Cellular component (GO): basement membrane
Molecular function (GO): extracellular matrix structural constituent; signaling receptor binding
Source: RefSeq, a predicted model, not a curated record